UCUUACACCAGAGGAUUGAUUGCCCAAAACACACCGCCUCCCUCUCUCUCCUCUUUCUAUUUCUUUUCAUUUAUAUACAUACACAGUGGAGGAAUAAACAAGAAAAUGUAAAGUUUAUAUUUUUAUUUAUUUAAAAAAACAAAAACAACAAUACCUUACCUUUUGUUGAAGAACAACCACCCACACCUCCUCUGUUCUCAAGAUCUCAUUCUUUAAAUCAGGCUUUCGUCAAUGGAAUCUGAAAUCUACUUGGGAUUGGUGUUUUACGGAUCUGAUUUUCUUGAAUUUAGUUCCUGAAUACUCAGAUAGUGUUAUCGGAUCACUGUUUUACUUGAUUCAAGUUGAAUUGGGUUUGCAUCUGAGUUGAGUUUUUAGUUGAAUUUAUAUCGAAUUUGAUGGCAAUUCAACAUGGGAUUGUGGAAAAGAUUGAACCGGAUUUCGGUAAACUGUUUAUUGGUGGGAUUUCUUGGGAUACUGAUGAGGGGAGAUUGAAAGAGUAUUUUGGUAGUUAUGGUGAAGUGAUUGAGGCUGUGAUCAUGCGCGAUCGAAUCACUGGGCGUGCUCGUGGGUUCGGUUUUGUGGUCUUUGCUGAUUCGGCUGUUGCAGAGAGAGUUGUAAUGGAGAAACAUAUGAUUGAUGGUAGAACAGUGGAAGCAAAGAAGGCAGUUCCGAGGGAAGACCACCAUGGACUGAACCGAACCAAUGGCAGCGUUCAAGGAUCACCGGGUCCUGCAGGCCGUACAAAGAAGAUAUUUGUCGGCGGUUUAGCAUCUACAGUCACCGAGAGUGAUUUCAAGAAAUAUUUCGAUCAGUUUGGUGGCAUUACAGACGUAGUGGUGAUGUACGACCACAACACUCAAAGGCCAAGAGGUUUUGGAUUCAUCACAUUUGAUUCAGAAGCAGCGGUUGAUCGGGUAUUAAUUAAGACGUUUCAUGAACUUAAUGGUAAAAUGGUUGAGGUCAAACGGGCAGUCCCAAAAGAGCUAUCACCUGGGCCGAACCGGAGCCCGUUGGUUGGGUUUAACUACGGGUUAACCCGACCCAACGCAUUCAUCACUAGUACCUACCCUCAAGGUUUCAAUAUGAGCCCGAUUGGAGGAUACGGGAGUCGAACCGAUAGUCGGUUUAGUCCAAUUGGUGGAGGGCGAACCGGGUUUUCUCCGUUCGGGUCAUCGGGUUAUGGGAUGGGAAUGAAUCUCGAGCCCGCUUUGAGCCCGGGUGCAUUUGGAACAGCCUCUAAUAAUAUGCGGUAUGGGAGAGUUAUGAGCCCGUAUUUCGGUGGAAAUUCAAAUAGGUACAUUGCACCAAUCGGGUAUAACCAAAAUAAUGUCAGAAACGAGUCGUUUAUUAAUUCAUCAACCCGAAACGUCUGGGGGAACGGUGGGCUCACAAUCCCAAACGGGUCAGGUGCGUAUUUUGGAAACGGUUCAGGAAGUGGUGGUUUUGGAGUAUUUGGAAACGGGCCGAAUUGGGGUUCGUCUCCUAUAUCUACUCAAGGUGGAGUGAGCUCUUCUGGGUAUAAUGGUGGAGGCAUUGGACCGAUAGGGGGUCCAGAAAACAGCUACGGGCUCACACUUGGAAGAAACGGGCCCAGUGUAGGUCAUGAAGGGCCUUAUGGUAAUUUGUACCGUGGUGGUUCACCGUAUGGUGACCCAACUUGGCAGUCUUCGUCUAAUGAUCUAGACGGGUCUGGUCCGGGCUCAUUCAGUUAUGGGCUUGACAGUUCAGAAGAUGUUGGAAACUAUAGCAUUGCAAAUAGACAAACUAAUAGGGGGAUUGCUACAUAGAAGUUUUCAAGAUUUGCAUACAAGAAGGUAAACUAUAGGGGGAACAGUUAUUUUGGUAGAUAACCCUCUAUAGUAUAAUCCAACACACUCACUGAUUAUUGGAAGAAAAAGAAACAUUACAAGAUUUGAUGGCAAGUUUUGAUCUUUAUUUGACCUUAGGUUUCCACUUUUGAUGUGUUGUGCAUCUUUUGAAGAAUUUGGGUGGGUGGUAGAUUAGAUCAAAUAAUCGCGCUUUCUCUUUCAGUUUCUUCUGGUCGGUCCGGUUUUAUUCUUUAUUGUUGAGUUGUUGUAACGUCUGGCGAAGUUGCCAGUGCUUGUUUCCGUUUGAUUUAUAAAGUGUGAAUGAAUGAUUAGUUAUCCGAGUUAAUAAGUUCACUUAACGUUAGGUU
This is a messenger RNA of Helianthus annuus (common sunflower), 2176 nucleotides long. Its product is annotated as heterogeneous nuclear ribonucleoprotein 1. The record is from RefSeq and is a predicted model, not a curated record. The transcript is spliced from 5 exons. The coding region runs from base 396 to 1787 and encodes 463 amino acids. Gene Ontology annotation, molecular function: RNA binding. Lineage: Eukaryota; Viridiplantae; Streptophyta; Magnoliopsida; Asterales; Asteraceae.